This is a messenger RNA of Cynoglossus semilaevis (tongue sole), 2330 nucleotides long. It is a transcript of the gene mboat1, whose product is annotated as membrane bound O-acyltransferase domain containing 1. Gene Ontology annotation, molecular function: acyltransferase activity. The record is from RefSeq and is a predicted model, not a curated record. The transcript is spliced from 12 exons. Gene Ontology annotation, biological process: lipid modification. The coding region runs from base 543 to 1940 and encodes 465 amino acids. Lineage: Eukaryota; Metazoa; Chordata; Actinopteri; Pleuronectiformes; Cynoglossidae. Gene Ontology annotation, cellular component: membrane.
AGUAUGAAUAUACCAUAUUUUAAUUAUUUUUCUAUAUGUUAUAAAAAAAAUGGAUACAGUGUCGCAAAGGCUUUUUGGUAAUUACAGAUAUAUUUGUGUAAAUGUUGGGUUGACCUCACACACACUGCACAUCACCCAAUGUGCCGCAUAUAUACCAUUCGUGUUCACUGUGAAGGUACACAAUAUCGACGGGAAAAAAUAUGUUUGAACCAGCGUGUUAGAUUUGGAGUCGUCAGCCGUGCUUUUAAGUUCAAAUGACCAACCGGAUAUGCUUAACACUGCUACAUCCGCUCCAGUCAGCCUUGACAUAUUUGUGGACAGGCGUGUGAGGAGGCGGAGGAGGAGGAGAGCUGGGAGUGCCAUGCUCCUUCUGUCACCCCGUAGACUGGUCUAACUCGUCACCGAACGUUUCGGACUAAACAAUGUUGUUGAGUUUCAGUAAAGAAUAGGCAGUUGGAAUUAACAAAUAAAGUAAGGAGAGCAGAGGAAAGGCGUUCGGCGUGAACGACUUAGGUGUCGCACAAACAGUAGAAGUGCGCAGGAUGGUUGAACAGGCGGACACUGCCUUCAAAACCACUGGAUGUCAGUGGCUGCUGCCUGUCAGUGAACUCCUAGGAUUUCCCCUCGACCAGGUGAACUUUUUGGCAUGUCAGCUGUUUGCCUUGGCUGCUGCCUUCUGGUUCCGCCUCUACCUCAGUCCCCACCAUGCCAACCCAUUGGUCAGACACGCUGUGGCCACUCUCCUCGGCAUUGCCUUCCUCAUCUUCUGCUUUGGAUGGUACUCGGCCCACAUCCUGACAGUGGUGGUCGCAAACUACCUGAUUAUUGUUAACGCUGACAUUAACAAUGUGCACAGGUAUGCCAUGGCAACAGCGAUGGGCUAUCUGACUGUAUGCCAAGUGAGCCGGGCCUAUAUAUUCAACUAUGGGAUUCUCUCCACUGACUUCUCUGGGCCUCUGAUGAUUGUCACUCAGAAGAUAACAACACUGGCUUUUCAACUCCAUGAUGGUACAUAUAAGACAUCUGAGCAGCUGACUCCAGAGCAGAAGCUUCAGGCCAUAAAGUUGUCUCCAUCACUGAGAAGUUAUGGAUUUUCUCUACAGACGGCCGUCUGUCAGAAGCUUCUCAUCUGCCUUGGCUGCAUGCUCUUCUUCCUGAUUGUGACUCGAAACCUGCCCAUAACGUUCAACGUGGACCCCCACUUUGUCGCUCACGCCCCCUUCCUCACCAGGCUCACCUACGCUUUCUUCUCAAUACAAGCAGCGAGACCCAAAUUCUACUUUGCCUGGACUCUGGCUGAUGCUGUGAACAACGCUGCUGGCUAUGGUUUCUUGGGAAUCGAUGAACAUGGCAAAGCAUCAUGGGAUCUCAUCUGUAACCUCAACAUCGUAGGGAUCGAGACUGCAACAAGUUUUAAGACAUUUAUAGACAACUGGAACAUUCGGACAGGAAUUUGGCUCAAAACUGUGUGUUAUGAUCGAGCCCCCAAACACCAGCUGCCUUUGACCUUUGUCCUGUCUGCCCUGUGGCACGGUGUUUAUCCUGGGUAUUAUUUCACCUUCAUCACAGCCAUCCCCAUCACCAUAGCAGCACGAGCAAUAAGAAAGUAUAUCCGUCACUAUUUCCUGGGUUCAAGAGGCGUGAAGAUGGGCUACGACAUUCUGACCUGGGCGGCGACCCAGCUGGCCAUCUGCUACACGGUCAUGCCUUUUCUACUUCUGGCAGUAGACUCUACUUUAGUCUACUAUAGGUCUAUGUAUUUCCAUGUGCACAUCCUCAGCAUUCUGGCUGCGAUCGCGCUGCAUCCAAAACACAAACCCAGAAACCCCUCGGCUGCCACCCACACACUCCCCUCUUCCUCUCCUUCCUCCACCCCUCCUUCGCCCUCAGCCCAGUGCCAGCUGAAGGUUCACUCCAACAACAACGGCAAACUACACUGACAUCCGCUCUACCCUCACACGGCCGACCUGAAACGGUGAAGUCAGUGUGUUACAAGUGUGGGAACAGCUUUCCUGCUGUUCUAGAAUAAAGACGUCAGACAGAAAAGACACACGGAGGGUGAGGGUCCGAACAAACAUCUCCGAUGCUGCCACGUUCAUCAUCACCACUAGGAGUGCUCCACUAUAGUCCAUCUGUGCACCAGCCUGCUGCCUCCACUCCAACAACAGCAAUGCAACAGACAAUGAAGAGGCUCACUUCCCGGCCUGUGUUCCAUCUGCACUGUCCUGCCCACUGGUGGUGGGCCGUGAGCCAGCACAGUGGGGGAACAGCCCUUUAUUAUUAAUGCACAUAACACAAACUCACGCACAAACAGACACUAGGAGAAAAAA